Molecule: messenger RNA, 1347 nt
Organism: Rosa rugosa (rugosa rose)
Lineage: Eukaryota; Viridiplantae; Streptophyta; Magnoliopsida; Rosales; Rosaceae
Product: thaumatin-like protein
Exons: 2
Coding region: 199-957 (252 amino acids)
Biological process (GO): defense response
Cellular component (GO): extracellular region
Source: RefSeq, a predicted model, not a curated record
CUCCUCCAAUUAUCCAUUGCAAUCAAAUCCCCACAUCUCAACCGCUGGUGCAUAGAAGAAUCUUUGCAUUAACUUUAUUUUACUUGGCCCCUCUGCCCCUUCCCUUUUUUCUUUAUAAAACCCAAGACGGUGCUUUGCAACAAGAAGGAAGAACCCAGUUCAAUUUCUUCUCACCUGUCCUGAAGUAGUAGUUGUCCCAUGGCUCCAAUGCUGAGGCCUAGCCUCACUCUCCUAUUCCUGCUCUCCACUCUCCUAUUUGCCCACAUUAUUGUUGAUGUCUCCGCCACCACAAUGACCUUCAUCAACAAAUGCACCCACCCGGUCUGGCCCGGCAUUCAGCCCAGCGCCGGCCAGCCCAUCCUCGCCAAAGGCGGCUUCGCUCUCCCGCCCAACAAGGCCUCCACCCUCCACCUCCCUCCUCUCUGGUCCGGCCGCUUCUGGGGCCGCCACGGCUGCGCCUUCGACGCCUCCGGCCGAGGCCGCUGCGCCACGGGCGACUGCGGCGGCAACCUCUUCUGCUCCGGCCUCGGCGGCACUCCUCCCGCCACCCUCGCCGAAAUCACCCUCGGCAACGAGCAAGACUUCUACGAUGUCAGCCUGGUCGAUGGAUAUAACCUCGCCAUCUCCAUCACUCCCUACAAAGGCUCCGGCAAGUGCAGCUACGCCGGCUGCGUCAGCGACCUGAACAUGAUGUGUCCGGUGGGGUUACAAGUCCGGUCACACGACAACCGGCAAGUGGUGGCCUGUAAAAGCGCUUGCUCGGCGUUCAACUCGCCUCGGUAUUGCUGCACCGGAAGCUUCGGGAGCCCUCAGUCGUGUAAGCCGACGGCGUAUUCCCGGAUCUUCAAGACGGCUUGCCCGAGAGCUUAUUCUUAUGCUUAUGAUGAUCCCACCAGCAUUGCUACAUGCACCCGCGGAAACUAUUUGGUCACCUUCUGCCCUCACCGCCGUCGUUGAUUCAUUAGUAGUAAUCCCAGUUAAUUUAGUUCCGGUUCAGAUUUAGUUGCACCUCGCAACUGUUGCGUAGCUUCCAUUACUGUUUUAAGUAUGCUAUGAAGAAGAUGAAGGGCGCAUUUCAAAUCUCUGUGAUACCAAUUAGUGCAAUUAAUUAAGGACGGGCGAAAUUAAUUAAUUAAUGACUUCUUAAUUAGGAAUGUACUAUAUGUAUGAUGAUCCAUGUUCAUCGAUCAUCAAAAUGAGAAUGGAGGGAAACAGCUGGGUGGUGGGGUGGGCCUGGUCAGGUCCUCGUGCAUGGAUCGCCAUCAUAGGAGCUUUUGAACUUUGCGGCCAUUUUAGGUUAUGAUAUUGCUUUUCAGUACUGUGCUAGUCUACUCUCUUUGAUUCGUG